CAUAUCAAACAAACAAACAAAAAUACACUGGACCCGUGCCUGUGGCCGCAAUUAGAAAUCGAUACAACUUAAACUCAUCCCAUAACAUUUGAAAAGAACUACAGGUCUAAUGACGACACGGAUUGAAGGCACACAAUGUUCAAGCCGAUAGAAAAAAUGUAAAAUAGCAGCCUACAGAAAGACGAAAGGAGAGUAAAAACACAGGACAUUUUAAGAGUAGCACGGAGCUUGAACCAGGUCUUCAAUGGACAGGGGAGAGAAUGCAGUGGUACGUAACACAGCUGCACAACUGGGCACCAGACAGAAUGAAGAUUUCAAUGAAGGCAGAGAGGAUAUUGCGGAAGUCCUAGCAGGUUCUGAAGAACACCAUAAUCAUAACAAUCAUCAUGAUGAACAUUUCCAUCGAGAGGAGCAUCAUAUCAACCAGAAGGUAUCGAAUCAUAACAAAAUUCUCACCUCCUUUAUAGCGGGUGGGUUUGCUGGUGCCAUAGCAAAAACGACAAUAGCGCCCUUGGAUAGAACCAAAAUCAACUUUCAGACCUCCAGUACAAUGAGAUUUUCAUUCAAGAAAGCCAUUCAGUUCCUCAUCAAGACCUACAAGUCUGAAGGAGUUCUUGCCCUUUGGAGAGGCAACUCUGCCACAAUGGUCAGAAUAGUCCCAUACGCUGCCAUUCAAUAUACCGCUCAUGAACAAUAUAAACUUCUACUGAACAAAGGGAAGAAACGAAAAAAUCUGCCACCAGUUUUAAGGGCAGUAGCUGGUUCCCUAGCAGGAGUAACAGCCACAACUUGCACAUAUCCUCUAGACUUUGCCAGGGCCAGGAUGGCAGUCACUCAUAAAGACAGAUAUAGAAGUCUGAUUGCUUGUUUCCGAAGUGUACUGAAGGAGGAAGGAUGGAGGAUUGUGAUGCGUGGAUACACACCCACAAUGUUUGGCUCAUGUAUAUACUCAGGAAUCAGUUUCUUCACAUACGAAACUUUAAAAAUUAUCCAUGCAGAAUAUACAAAGGGUGUUGACCCAACCCCAUUAGAACGCUGGUAUUGUGGGGCUGUAGCAGGCAUCUGCGGACAAUGCUCAUCAUAUCCAUUAGAUAUUGUCAGAAGAAGAUGCAAACUGCAGGUGUCACCGGUCAUUCUAAGGAUUACACUACAAUAUAUAGAACUGCAAAGACAGUAUAUAUACAUGAGGGCCUCAAAGGCGGAUUAUACAAAGGCCUGUCUAUGA
This is a messenger RNA of Mercenaria mercenaria, 1225 nucleotides long. RefSeq names its product mitochondrial coenzyme A transporter SLC25A42-like. NCBI's taxonomy places the organism in Eukaryota, Metazoa, Mollusca, Bivalvia, Venerida, Veneridae. The coding region runs from base 245 to 1225 and encodes 326 amino acids. The transcript has 9 exons. Gene Ontology annotation, biological process: transmembrane transport. The record is from RefSeq and is a predicted model, not a curated record.